AAUCUUUUGCUUCUUCUUCUUCUUCAAUUUUUGAUCUUCAAUCUCCUUCAGUACUUCAUUUCAAACUCCCUUCCCAUGUCUUCUUUAAUUCCUCUAUCGUGCAACCCUCCUUUUCUUCACUUUUCUUCCCAUGUAAAUUUCGUUCCUUCCAAACCCUCAUCUCUCUCUCUCCCUCCUUCGAAUCUCUUCCUCUGCUUCUCCUCUUCUUCUUCUUCCAACAAUUCCUCAAACUUCGACCGCGAAGAAGCCAGGUGGCUUCGCGAGGAACAACGAUGGCUCCGAGAAGAGCAACGCUGGUUAAGAGAGGAGCAGCGGUGGCUAAACGAGAAAGAGUCGCUGCUCCGACAGAUCUCCCAACUCAAGCUUCAAAUCCAAGCCUUGGAGAACCAGAAUUCGGUUCACGGAGCUUCGGCUUCGGAGACGAUAUCCCGUAUCGGAGCUUUACUGCAGGUGUUGAAAGAGAAGGGUCAGAUUGCGGAAAGCGGAGAGAGCGCGAGGGAGAUGGUUUUGGAAGAAGUGAAAGAGAAAGAGGUGAUUGUGGAAGAAGGAGUUGAGAUUUUGGAAAACAAGGAAAAUGUGGUUCAAAAGAAGAUAGAAACGUUGAGAGUAGGCAGCGAAGGGGAUCAAGUUCGAGAAAUGCAGGAGGCGUUAGAAAAACUGGGUUUUUACUCUGGUGAGGAAGACAUGGAAUUCUCCAGCUUCUCCAGUGGGACUGAGCGUGCUGUGAAAACUUGGCAAGCAACAAUAGCUGCCCGUGAAGAUGGAAUAAUGACUGCAGAACUUCUUCAAAAGUUAUUCGGAGAACAGAAAAUCAGGAGUUCUAGCUCAACCAACUUUGCAACUAUUCUGAACAAGGAGGGGACCAAUGGAACUGCAAUUGCUUCUUUGACUGAAAUCUCGGAGAUAGAACAGAAAGUUGUGAAAGAGGAAGGUUCCACUAAAGCUGAGGUAUCUCAACAUCGAGUUUUUCUUCUCGGAGAAAAUCGGUGGGAAGAUCCUUCUAGACUUACUAACAAGAAUAAACAAGCCUCAGAAACUAAGAACAAAGAUGGCAAAACAAUGUGCCAUGCUUGUCGUGGAGAAGGUCGAAUAAUGUGCACAGAAUGCGAUGGAACAGGUGAACCAAACAUUGAAGAACAGUUUUUGGAUUGGGUGGAGGAGGGAGCAAACUGUCCAUACUGUGACGGCCUUGGGUAUGCUACUUGUGAUGUAUGCGAAGGAAAAGCAGUUGUUUAGAAAUAAGAAAUCCAGACAAGUUCAAGAACAAAUACACAGCCGGUGCCACAAUUUGAACUACAAUGGAAGAUCCUUCUUUAUUAUUGUGAAUAAAGAAGAU
Molecule: messenger RNA, 1336 nt
Organism: Hibiscus syriacus
Lineage: Eukaryota; Viridiplantae; Streptophyta; Magnoliopsida; Malvales; Malvaceae
Product: protein disulfide isomerase pTAC5, chloroplastic-like
Exons: 7
Coding region: 76-1236 (386 amino acids)
Source: RefSeq, a predicted model, not a curated record